AGUUUCAGUUUCGCACCGUUCGGGUUAUCGUCGCAGAUCGGCGCGGAAAAUUUAUCAAAAUCUCGAUCGGCGUUUUCCUCGAGUUGAAAGUUUUCCAGAGAGUUUUAAGAAAAUGUUAGUUCCACUUCUCAAGUCGCUCUGAAAUGCGGCAACAAUCAAGCAUUUGAUGAACGAGACGGAGAUGAAGGUGGAAACUAGUUCGGAAGUUACGGGUCUCCAAAAAGCAUCUGUUCCUGACCCGGGGGAUAUUGUCGAUUCGACUAAAGAAAGCAAUAGAAAAAAUACCAAGAUAUUAUGGGAGAAGGCAGUGAGGACGGUGUCCAAGGAAAGGAAAAAGUACAAGCUAUCGAGCGUGGCCAUAUCCUUAGUCGAUAAACACAAGGUCCAAAACGUUUCCAUCACUCUCACUCCACCAUCAUCACCUAAGAAUUUCGGAAUCAACAGCUUAAACUUUAAUUCCACCGCCAUGAAUAACGAAAAGCAAAACAACAGACUAAAUAAUGAAACCAGAAUUCCGAUAGCCGACGACUCUCUUCCUUCAAACGGCACUGUGGAGAGCAGAUUGGAACUGCUCAGCGAUUGUCUAAAACAAGACAGGAAUUAUUUCGAGGACAGUACUGACAAAAAUUUUGCCACGGUAUUCAAAAAAGGUCUUAUGUACAAGGGCAUCUACUGGCCGAGUUUAACCAACAGUUUUCACUGCAAACAUUUGGAGUUGGCUUAUCUGAGAUAUUCGCAUAGACAAAGGCAGAAAGCGCUCAUUAUUGUGAAUAUAGUGGAUUUACUUUUAAAGGUGGCGUUAAUAGUUGUCUGGGCUAGCAACGAACAAGAACUGAAUCUCUACCAUUAUACUGAUGAGAUAAUUUGGUCCGUUUGUUGCAUCUCCAUUAACAUCGCUGUCUGCGUCUUGGGCUGGUGGCGAUGUUUCGCAAACAAUUAUUUGCAUUGGGCUGCUUCUUGCACUUGGUUGCUGCUCACAAUUCAAAGCAUUUGCAGCGAAGGUAUUGGUUUCGGUUUGAAGGAGAGUAUGGUAUGGUACGUCCUCUUUAUCAUAUUCGUAUCUUAUGCUAUGUUGCCUUUGCCACUAAGAUGGUGUAUAAUGGCCGGAUGCAUAUCUGCUAUAAGUCAUGUUAUACUGGUGUGCGUCAGGGUGUAUUAUUUUGGAAAGUACGAAUUGCAGGAAGAAGACGCUUGCAAAAUCAAGCGAAUAGUAGCCAAUAUUAUUCUCUACAUCUGCGUCAACUUUGCAGGCAUGUAUACAAAAUAUUUAACUGACAGAAGUCAAAGGAAAGCAUUUUUGGAAACGCACAGAUCGAUGGAGACUAGAUUUAGGACACAGGUGGAAAAUGAUAAACAAGAAAAAUUACUCUUGUCAGUGCUUCCAGAUUUUGUUGCCAAAGAAAUGAUUCGAGAUAUCGAAAAAGAAGAACGAGGAGGACAUUUUCAACCCCAUCAAUUUCACAAAAUUUACAUACACAGAUACGAGAACGUCAGCAUCUUGUUUGCCGACAUCAAGGGCUUUACUGUUUUGGCUACCAAAUGCAGUGCUCAGGAACUAGUCAAGAUUUUGAAUGAACUAUUUGCAAGAUUUGAUAAGUUAGCAGCGGAAAACCAUUGCUUGAGGAUUAAAUUGUUAGGCGAUUGCUACUAUUGUGUAUCAGGGUUGCCUGUCCCACGAGCGAAUCAUGCACACUGCUGCGUCGAAAUGGGAUUGCACAUGAUUAAGGCUAUUCGAGAUACCCGUCACAAAACACAGGUAGAAGAUUUGGAUAUGAGAAUAGGAGUACAUUCUGGAUCAGUUCUAUGUGGCGUGUUAGGUUUAAGAAAAUGGCAAUUUGAUAUAUGGUCUUCUGAUGUUCGAUUGGCUAACCACAUGGAAUCGGGAGGCAAACCAGGGCAAGUACAUAUAUCGGAAGAAACGUAUAAGUGCUUAAACGGGGAUUAUGAAGUUGAACCAGGCAACGGGCAAGAGAGAGAUGCGUAUCUCAGAGAGCACAAUGUUGUAACUUAUCUAAUCAAACACUGUGAGCCGAUGAUACCAAGACGAAGACUUGCAUCAAGACCAAGUAUAUUUUCGAAUAAACUAUGGGACGAGGAAAUUAAUAGCAACAUUAGUACUCCAAGAUCGCCGAAAACACCCAGCUUUCCCUCACAACCGCCUUCUAGAGAACGAAGUGACAGCGGUAUUCAACACAGCGUCAUCGAUGAAGAGACAACAACCGACUGGACACCAGAGAUCCCUUUUGAAAAUUUGCAUAGAUCUAUCUCAGCGGAUAUCGACGAAGCACUGGAACCGAAAGGACGACAGAAAUAUGAACUAAACGCACCAAAGAAGAUCGUUACAGAGCAGGUGGACGAUAUCAUUGAUCAUAAUAUCGAAAUUGAGAGUAAUAAACGCAUGAGAAGUGCCAAUGUCAAUACAUGGACGCUAAGAUUUAUAGACAAGGAAAUGGAAAAACAGUUCAGUCAGCUAAGAGAAGAUUUGUUUAAAUCAAAUAUGCUAUCAUGCUACGUAAUUUGGUUGUUUAUUGUAAUUUCCCAUUUCGUAAUAUCUACGCUAUCUCCGCUCGUCGUAUGGUUUUUAAUGUUAGUCACUUUAAUUCUUACUGCAACGUCCGUGCUAGUAAUGGCCGAAGAAUUUGACCAGUUUCCCGAAUUGCUUCGAAGGAUCUCCCACACGUUAGUCCAUAAGCACAAAACCCGAACCGCUUUCAUUUUCAUCAUUAUCAUUAUCAUGUCGGUUGCUAGUUCAGUAAGUUUAUUCUAUCCGUUAAACAUGCCUUCCCCAUCCUCUUCUUCCUCAACCUCUCAGUCUUCCACAAAUUCAUCCAGCAACGUAGUUACAUCAACGUUUUCUGAGCCACUUCAAUACGCCCAACCGAAGAUGCUUUUACAAAGCAGCCCGUUUUCAGUGGAAGUUAAUAAUCUACAACAAGAACUUAUGUUAAAUUUGACUUUGAGUGCAAAGCUUAAUACCGAAAUCACCGUGAAGAACCUGAAUUGUUCGGGGGAAUGCAUGAAGAUGAUUAUGGGAAAGAUUCAAAACCUUAUCUCUGACGACUCAGCCUCCGUCGUCAAUUUGGACCAAGGGAAGAACAAUAGUGGAACUUUUAGAGUUACUGGUAGUUUUAGGAAAAGAAAGAAAAGGGAUAUUGGUAGUAGAAUUUACAUGGUACAAGAGAAAAUGCACGAUGGACGCCAAAUAUUGUAUAAUCAAGACACCAAUUCCUCCAAAAGGGAUCAAAAUGUAAAGGAACAAAUUCAAACGUCGACAAUUUCAACGGCAAUCUCUAAAACUCACCAAUCUAUAGAAAAAUCUGUAACAUGCUCAACUAAUCAUUCACAUCUAGCUCAUACCAAUAAUAAAACUAAUCAUUUAGUUAACUUUAAAUCUAAACGUUUCAAACGUGAUUUGGCGACAUCGUCGAUAGAAGUAACUACAGACAGUACUGAUGUUAGUACUCAGAACAGUACAAUCAUUUGCGAUGUAACUUGUAGACAUCCAGAAUACAUAGUUUUUACUUGGGUAUUAUGUAUGAUCGCGCUAGCGACUGCUUUAAAAUUGUAUUACCUCGUAAAGCUAUUUAUGGCGAGUCUUAUGGUUGGAAUUUAUACCAUUCUAAUUUUGGUACCAUAUAAACCAAUUUUUGAUAGCGUAAAUGCUAUUGCUAUUGGUGACGUAAUAGUAAUUCCUUUGUCAGCUCAGAUGUUGAUAUUGCUGGUGGUUUUCUGUUUGAUGGUCGCUUAUCAUGCGCGAUUGGUAGAAGUCACUUCUCGGCUAGAUUUUUUAUGGAAGCAGCAAGCUGAAAGGGAAUUGACUGACAUGGAAGAAACAAAACAGAAUAACAAGCAAUUAUUAAAGAAUAUUCUACCGGAACAUGUUGCUAGACAUUUUUUGUCUAACGAUAGGAAUAGUGAAGAAUUAUUCUCCCAGUAUAGAGAGGAAGUUGGAGUACUGUUUGCUACGAUCCCUAACUUUACCGAUUUUUAUUCGGAAAAAAUCAACAAAGGCGUCGAAUGUAUAAGACUGCUCAAUGAAAUUAUAGCGGAUUUUGAUGAGCUUCUAGAUGAUGAGAGAUUUAACUGUAUAGAGAAAAUAAAGACUGUUAGUGCAACGGCAACUUAUAUGGCCGCAUCGGGUUUGAAUCCUACACAUCAGACAUCUGACAAAAACUCUGAGGGUGUGCACCACUUAUGCGCUCUGAUAGAUUAUGCUAUGUGUAUGAAGGACAAAUUAGAUGAUAUCAAUAAGGAUUCUUUCAAUAACUUCGGACUCCGAAUAGGAGUUGCUUGUGGCUCUUUGGUUUGUGGAGUUAUUGGUGCCAGGAAGCCGGUAUUUGAUAUAUGGGGCGAUACAGUCAAUUUAGCCUCCAGAAUGGAUUCGACAGGCUUAAUUGGAUACAUACAAGUUCCUAAAGAAACAUCCCAGAUAUUGGGCGCCAAAGGAUAUGAAUUAAAAAAGCGAGGAAUAAUAGAUGUGAAAGGAAAGGGUUUGAUGGAAACGUACUUUGUGAUGGGUCGGCAAGAACGCAGUAGACGGCCCAGUUUCCAGCGCCAAGCGAGCAAUUACAGCACUUUGGCCGCCGUGGUAUAUGCUUUGGCUCAUACCAGAAAGAAACAUACAGGAAAUACUCCUGGCAGUGCCGUUUUGGGUAGGGCUCGAACUCAGGGCAAGAGCGAUAUUAACAAAAAGAUCAUUAACUACAGCUCGAUGAGAAUAACGAACAAGACCACAGGAGGCCCAGUAAGAAGGAAUACUACGAGAGGAAAUCACAAAAAUAUGCACGCCCGAUCUCAGCCCAACAUGCGACAGCUAAGCUCACAAAACCUGGAGAACAUGAAGUCGAUGAAAUCGAUAGAUAGGGAUAUCACAUCGGCUACUAUCAAUCGAAUGGCAGUUUCUCAGUCGGCUCCGCAUACUCCCGUGUCUUCUUCCGUUCAUCUGGAGAAUACAAAUUUUAAACCCGUCUCCCGAUUGUUGUCUGAACCUAUUGUUAAUCGGUCAAGCUCAUUGGCAUCUCACAAAAAGUCCAAAGCCGACAACAAAACCGUCAUAGAUAACGGAGCCAUAGACGAAACCGAAAACUUCAAAGUAAAACCUUCAGAAGCAAUAGUUCCCGUGCAUUCGCCGAAGCAUUGUAUUAAGAGGGACACCAAAUUUUCACUACGUAGUCCGCUAGGGAGGAAGGAAGCCAGAGUGCAGAUCGAAGCUGCUCAUCUUAGAGAUAGACUGAACAAGGUCCAUUCCCUCGAUGGGACCCAUGUUUAAAUCAAGAACUGUACUAUGUAAAGUAAUAUUUGAUUUUCAUCGUGACUACACCAUAGGUAGCUCAAAAUGCUACCAUCCUAACAAUUUUAUGAUUGACAUACUUGGUCUUGAUUCUAUAUACUUUCAAAGGUUUAAAUUAUUCCCUAAAAGUGUCAAAAUAUCGAGGAAAUACUUUUUUAUUUGUUUUGAUUUACUAAUUAUUAACUGACAAAAAAAUUCUAUCAAACCAUUUUAAGUUCUUGAGAAAAGCCCUUAGAAUUUACAAGGUACAUUUUACAGUAUAUCUAAUGAUAAUUUAUAGCACAUAAAAGUUAUCAACUAAUGCUUUUAUACAAUACAGUUCUUCUUUCUCAGCCUGGCUCCAAUGUUGUGUAUAGGCCUCUUCUAGGGUUUUCCAUGCUAUGCGAUCUCUAGCCAAUCUCAUACAUUUUCUUCCUACCAGUAUUCUAAAGUCAUCGACCGAUCUCUUUUUUGGUCAACUGACACUUCUUGUGGUCCCUCUUGGUCUCCAUAGUAAUUUGACAUUUGCAAAACUGAAAUUGUCUUCCAUAAUGUACUUGAUAGCAAUAUUUAUUCAAUAGAAACCUUUAUUUUCAGCCAUUUAGGCAAUAUUGACGUAUUGAAUAAGCGCAAUAGCUAAACGAAGAGCUACAGCAAUCCAUUUUUUAAAUUAUACUUCCAGCGAAAUAGGUAAAGAAAAGAGCAAGAAUAUUGAAAAUUGUUUUCUGAUAAUAUAAAAACUCGUAAAUUUAGAAUCAAAAACUCGUUUGAAAAAAAAAAUUGUUGAUUGAUGGGCAAUAUCAAUUCGGUUCUAUUGUUCCAUUGGUCUCGUCUUAGGGCUUUAGUAGAUACAUAUGGUUUUGAUUAUCUUUCAUUUUUUUUUUGUUUUGAAUAUCUUUUGUGUAGGCGUUUCUGAAUUUAUCUCUCGAUAUAUCCAGUGCUGUUAUAGAGAAGAUCCAUAUCAGUCUCUACGAGAUUUCUUCACCACCCGCAUAAAUGAAAAUGAAACGACUCUUUCACUCGAAAUUCCUAGUAGGUGGUACCAAAUUACUCUUAAAAAAGGGGGUUUUCAAAAUGAGCUAAUGAGUCACCUUGGUUCUAUUUGAAAAAAAACUGAGAUAUGAUUAAAAAUACGAUUUGGGCAUCAUUUAACAGGCCAAGAAAAGAUACGAAAAACAUUAGACGAUCAAAUCUGUUCUUCAAAAGUUCCUUGAGUAAUGGUUUUAACAUAGCCAUGAAGCUUUAAGCUCUAGAUUAAAAUUUAAAACAUAUCUUAUUUUAAUUCAAAGAGUCAAAAGUUGACAUAUGAUAUGUCAUUCUACUUAGCCUGUCAUUUUCUAUUAAAUAAAGUAAAAAAUCGAGGGUAUCAGAAGUUGUAAUCACAUGACUACAACUUCUGAUUUUUAAAUGACUGAUAAUUUGAUUUGUUAUAAGACCUGAUCAUUGACCAACUGUUGAGUAUACAGGCAUUUCACAUAAGUCUCUGAUAUCAGGAAAAAAUUGUCUUUGAAAUGAGUUAGAAUCAAGGCCUCUUGCUAAUUUCGAAAGUUUGCUCUCGAAUAUCCACAGUAUAUUGUGAAUUUUUUAUGGAAAUAUAUUUUUGAUAUGUUUUAUUUUAAAAUAUAUACCUAAUUUGGAAGAAUUUAUUUAACAAUAAACAAAUGUAUUGAAUUGGUAUAUGCUAAAUAAAAUUAAAUACUUUUCUUGCCAGUGUCCAAUUUAAGGGGCCAGCGAAUUUUUAUAUAUUUCACCUAAAAUACCUACUUGUUCUAGUAAAUAAAGUAUGUACAUCAAGUGUGUAAAUCUUAUGAUCACGUGAUUCAUAAGAUUUUAAACUUUAACUAGUCUUGAAAGUACUUUUUAUGUCUAAAUUAAUAUUACUUAUAAAAAAAAUAUUGAGGAUGUUAUUUCCUAAUGAUAUUUUUAUUAGAAUACAGAGGAGAAGAAUUAAAAUAAGUAAGUACUUUCAAAAGUUGUCUUCGAAUUAAAAAUUAUUUAAUGAUAUGGGUGUCAAGAGAAUACUUUUAAGCAAACCAUUUUUGUUAAAUUAUUACGGCUGGUCCAAGAGAACAAUAUUUUAUAUAUUCAUGUGUAGAUAGAUGGAGUCUUCAGUGUAAAUUAGACAUUUCUAGUCUUCUUCAGAUAUAUGACAACAUUUUGUUUAUACCGUCCUUCAUUUUUAUGAUCUUGAUGUAUUUUUUUAUUGGUAUUGUGUAUAAUUAGUUAGAUAAGUAGUAAUUUAUUAUGCUCUA
Molecule: messenger RNA, 7521 nt
Organism: Sitophilus oryzae (rice weevil)
Lineage: Eukaryota; Metazoa; Arthropoda; Insecta; Coleoptera; Curculionidae
Product: adenylate cyclase type 8-like
Exons: 25
Coding region: 167-5269 (1700 amino acids)
Biological process (GO): cAMP biosynthetic process; intracellular signal transduction; adenylate cyclase-activating G protein-coupled receptor signaling pathway
Cellular component (GO): plasma membrane
Molecular function (GO): adenylate cyclase activity
Source: RefSeq, a predicted model, not a curated record